UACUCGUGAAUAACAGAUAUGACUAAAGUCAAUUUUAUUUCCUGGUUGGUUUUCAUUUUGUUCGUAUUAUACAUUGAAACUUCUGUACAAAGCAAUCACGAUUUAGAAACAUUAUUAAAAGAUAUUAAGUCAAUCGACAGCCAGCUAAAACUACGUCCGUGUAAGGAAGACUAUAUUCUUAAAGAUGGUAAGACAUUUCAAGACUAUUCACUUUGGAGCAAUGAAAUCGGAACAACAAACAAUGUUGCAAAUUAUCUUACAUCGAUGUGGCGGUAUAAAGACGAGAUUAAUCGUUCCUUGAUCGAGAACGAAAUGGCUAUAUACACCUUAGCAAAGACUAUAGCAAUGUCGUCUGAUAAUAUCUAUGGAUCUGUUGUUUGCUUUGACGAAAAUAAAUUCCAACAGAGACGGCAAUUUUGUCCGUACGCUUUUAAAGAUAGCAAGCGUGGAAAACGGGCAAUAACAGUUCAUGACUUGGGAAGAUUUAACGACUAUCUCACAACCCCUACUCAUGUGUUAAGGCGCAAUAACACAUUUACAAAAUACAAUUUCAACUGGUGGCAUGCUGGUAAAAAAUAUCUUUCAAACGCCACGCAGCUUAAACAGAACACUGUAUAUUUCGAUACAAACUUAGAUAAGCCGGCCAGUAAUAGCCUAAACAUUUCUGCAAAUGGGACAUCCUAUAAUAUCACAUCGAAUUAUAUUCCCUCAAGCUAUGGAAAAUGGACUACGCCGUAUUAUGAUUGUUUUGGUGGCCAGACUUGGAUGAUUACGUAUUUGGCACCGUUAUACGACGAAGCUGACACAUAUUUGUGAGUAUUUUUCCAGACAAAUUAGGCGUUCAUAUCUUAGGUAAUGUUUCUCGAGAUCAGGAUCAAUAGUCGAGUCACAGAAUGCCGGAAUAGAUUUCGAGUUCUCGACAACUAUUCAAAUUUUAAUGAUUAAUUGUUUUAAUGUAAAUUCAGUAUUGAAAAAUAAUAAUUUAUACAAACGUUCUAAAUAUAAUUUACUUCACUCUUUCGCUUUUGAUUCAGUUAUCGAAACCUUGCCCCCCGAUUCUGUUAUUUUCCGAGUUAAAAUUGCCAAAUUAAUAGUUCUAGGCAUCUGAAAGGUGCCUUUGUCUUUCAGAAAUAGGUCGCCAUACUAGUUGUUGAUUCUUUUGCUUUUUGAGAAAUAGUAUGAGCUUUAAUUUCUUCUUCAAUGACUUGUUUGCAAGUUGAUUUUCCAAGUCAAUUUCUUUUGAAAGCAAUAGUUACUGCAACUUUGUACCCAGGGCCUGCCCGCCCGAUUUUUUAAUAUGGCUGCCAAAGCGGGGGAGCACCAGGUAAACGCUGGUUACGUGUCAGGCUAAUACUCCAAGAUUCUUGGAGUAUUAUAGCCUGCGAGCGAGCUUUAUGGAAAUAAAGACAGGGGGUGACGAAAAUUUCACGAAUAGAACUUGAAUAGCCACGGAUUAGUUAUAUUUUUUUAUUUUUUGUUGUAAUAUUUCUUUUUAAUAUGUGACGUUUAUAUAUACGUCGAAUGUACACCAAUCUUCUUUUAUAUCGCAUCAAAUAAAUUGCCGAAGAGGCGAUGUUUCGAAUUUCGAAGGAAAAUAUUGGAGCCAACCUCGUACAUACUAAUUUGUGAUAAUUUCCAUCAAAUAAAAGGUAUAGAGUAUAAAUUUGAAAAUAUUUAGAAGUAUUUCAUUGUUACAAAUUAUUCAGCAGAUUCCCAUUAUUUGCUACAUUGACUAGCUCUAUGAAAUAUAUAUUUCGAAGGCUAUUUAAUAUAUUUUAUACAGUAUGUUAAAUAUAGUUAGCUGAAUUUGUAGUUUAAAUAUUGAGAAACACAUGGUCAAACUAUGGCCUAUAAUAGUUAUACUAUACUCAGACUCCAAGUAAAGUUCUACUCUCACAUGAAUAUUAUUUAAAAUAUUAAUUUAUCGUUGCGAGAAACGUGUUUACACUUACAGUACUAUUAAACUACAGUUUACAGCAGUAUUACCUUCAAAUACUUUGUUUUUACAUUUACAUUUAAUGACCUGAAAUUGUUUAAAUGAGCCAUUACUGUAAUAACAGAGUGGCCAGGUUGACAAAGCUAAAAUCUGAUCAACCUAACCUGCUAGGAUAUUUCAAAAGUCAAACAUCAGUUUCAGCAUUUAUUCAGCAUUUUUUAAUAUUAGUGAGUUAAUGAGGAUUUUUAAUAUCCAAGACAACUGCUGGUCAGGGAUUUUUUAGGGAGAAGGUUCAGCACCCCAUCGUAAAACCUGCCCCCAAAUCUCAAAAUUUCAUUAUUUUGUUCCCUGGCCCCUACAUUUAUACCUUUUGUGCCCUUGAGAUCUUUAAAAAACAACUCUGCAGUGUGACAUAUGUAACCUUGUUGCCAUAAUUAAUUUCUGAAGGCUUCAAUAAACUUCUUCUCUUACACCUGACAGAGAUGGCGGCCAUAUGUAUGAACAAGAAGAAAUAAUUUCUUCAUCUAUUGACCCCUUUCACCAAAUUUUUAAAUUAAAUUUACUGAAUGAUUUUGAAGUUUUCUAGAUUAUUGAAAAGAACUUUAUGGGUACAAGAAAUGGGACAAAAACAGUUGAAUUAAGCAAGAUGCAAGUAACAAUGAACAAGACCGUGUCACUGGAUAGUAUUUCAGCACACCGGCGGACAUGCAACCUAAUAUCUGUACAGUUUUACACUGUACUAGAGAUUCAGAAUGAACAGUCCAUAUGGUUUUUUCAAUCACCUGCAUGCAUGAAUAAUUUUAUGUUGUGAAUAUUUUUUUUUUUAAUAUUCUCACUUUAUAGAUAAUUAUAUAUCAAUUUUUAAUAUUAUAAAUGAAUAUAUAGUUACUGCAGCUUUUGAUUAUACAAGUUAUAAUAAUAUUUCAGCAACUUAUGACUGGUCUCUCUGAAAUCCAUAUAGAAAGGUUCAAAUUUGACUUCUACUACCACUACUUGAUCUGGCAGUUGCAUCCGAUUGUUUGAUUGGAUAAAUGAAACUUAUCUGGUUAAUAGGUAAUGAUGACAAUAGCAGUAGUGGAAGUCAAAUCUGAUCUCUCUAUUAUUUUUUGAAGUUUUGCUCUAGUCACUUCAAUUCAGGGUUGCCCAUGUAACUUGGUUAGCACAGCUAGCUCUUCAAGGUGGAGGUCCAAUUAUUAGGAUUCUGCAAACUAAUUCUAGAAAACUAGAUUUGGUUUGGGCUAAGCAAAAAUUAUCACACUUGUUUACUGAUUUAUCAUGCUGAUUUGGUUAAUUGGUUGUUUAAUUUAACAGUUAAAGUCCAGGCUGCAUGUUUUUUUUUACACAGGAUGACCUCAAGGCUCUUCCUCUGAAACAACACUUGGUUGCGAUAUCAUCCAGCAAGUGAAAAAAUGCACUACCACGGUCAAGGAUCAUUUGGCAUGUUCAUUAACUAUGUUAACCCAUUGAGUGGCGGCAUGCACUGUCCACUUGACGAGUAAAAUUGUCUGGCAUUAGACAGAGUAAACUAACAAAGUAUGGUGCAUUGCCACUUAAAGGGUUAAAAACAAAUACCACAGAACAAUACUUGUACAUAUACAACAACAAUCCUUUUAUAUAUUUAAUGACUUCAUAUUUACAUAUUGUACUGAAAUAUAAAACGAUGAAAUGAAUGUCCAUAUAUAUUAGAUGUCCAUGAACUUGUUUCUAUUUUUCUAUUUUGUAUAAGUUGUCCGUCUACAAACCACCUUUUAGUCAUUAUACAUUAUACAAUAAUUAAAUUUGAAUUCAUUUGCUUCGCAAGUCGCAACACACUGAACAAAGUACUAAACCAUGUAAACCUGUGCAAAUGGUCGAGCGUCUUGAGCGACAUAUCCAAGUAUUUUAAACGGCUCAUUCGAACAAAUCUCACUUUUCAACAGAAAGUAUUGAUCCAUUUGAUCGAUCGCCAUACUUUGAGAAAAGCUUGAAAUGCAAAAUUCACAGGGAAGAUUGAAUAAUUUCUGAAAUUAAACUGUUUGUCUUUGAGUUUCACCUCUAGUAUUCAACCCCCGGUUGAGAAAAGUAACAAUUACGUAAAGUUGGAGUCACGUGACCAGCGUUUACCAGGGCUAUGCCGCCGCUAUUAAUUUGCGGCUAGUCCUGGCUACGAUAUUGUAGUUACUGUUCAGAGCAGUCUGCGCAUUAUCUAUUGCCUCAGAUUUAUGCAAUACUCAAUUUAUACUAAUUAACUAGAAAGUAUUUGGAAAUGGCCAAUCCUGAACGCCGGCUCGUUGAAGUGUUGCCAUGACAACACGAUUUUUUAAAUUUUCAAUUUUUCUAUAUUUCUUUGACCAAAAUGGCAAAAUAGUUGAAAGAUUAGGACUUUUAGCUAUAAAACAACAAAUUUCCGAAAUAUAUACUGUAGAUAUGUUAUUCUGUUUUUUGUGUUUUGAUUUAAUGUAAAAUUUAACUUGAAACUAUUGAAACUACAUUUGCCGUAAACAUAGGCCUAAUAUGUUCAAAUUGUUCGGUAAUUGCAGUUCCGACUUCAAAUCAGCUUGUUCUCCUUUACAUUUUAAGCUUUUUUUUCUUAAAUUAGACAGGGUAAUUUGGUUAGGAAUCUUACAGCUUCAUUGGAAAUGAAAAUAGUUCAUGUUUUAGGCAAAAGUUUAAGCACCAAAAUUCAUAAACAUUAAUAAUUCAAAGCAAACUUGCUCCAUUUUUUACGAUUUCCCAUAGUCCAUAAAUUUUUCAUAUUUCUUCAAACAUUAAUUGCUUCAAAGCUCAUUGUGUGAAACGUGAUUUUCCAAAUAUAUGUUUUUGGAAAAUUGAAAUUUUGCUUAUCCCACUCCUGGCAAACAGCCAUUUUUUUGAGAUCAGCGAAGUCCACCCAUGAUCAGUGAAGUCCACCCGUUUAGACGCGUAUUUCAACACGAAAAUUACUGUUGUAAAUAAAGCCUUUAGGGGGCCCUGGUUUUUUAAUUUUUGGGAAUUAUUUCAAUGAAAUCAGAUAAAAUAUAAAAUUUUCGAAAAAUUUGCCGCUGGGAUUUGCGUUCAUCGCUUAGUUUUGAAAUUAUCCGCAUUCAAAAAACGGCGUAUGCAAGGUCACUCUCGAAUAGGUCAAGAACGUGUUAUAAUUCCAAAGGAAGUGAAGUGAAGUCAUAUAUAUCCGGAAAUAUUUAAGAGUGGCUCGGGGCAUUUGAGAAAGAAGGCAUUUUCACUGCGAUUUUGGAGUUAAAUUUUCUGGCAAUCGGUCACUACACGACUAUAAUUUUGCCAGCAGUGGCAUAUAGCACUACAGUAAAGUAAAGUAGAAGAACCGCCGUUUAUGACUGCCUCGUUGGCCCAGUGGCGUGCUGGGUACUAUUUUUCUGGGGGCAGUGGGCUAUCAACCAAUAUGCGCCCCUAUAAUGUGACGCUUGAUAAACGAGGGCCGAAGGCACGAGCCGAGCGCCGCAGGUGCGAGGUGUUCCUAGGGGGGUCCUGGGGGCAUGCCCCCUCCCCCCCGGAAAAUUUUUAAAUUUAGAGUCUCUGAAAUGAUAUUUCCUGGACUUUGGGGGGAAGAUUUGUCAGGAAACGAGAUUAUAACGAUUCAAAAUUUGCAAUUUGGUUAGAAUUUCCGUAGAGGAACUUAAAUUGGUACGGUAUCAGUUUUACUAUAAAUCUUUAUUUUAGAUUAAUUGUGGAGGAAUAAAGUCACUCGUUGAGUAUAUUUGUAUAAAAUAGUUUGAUUUAUAAUAAACGCCGAUCUCACUAAUAACUUGUAAUGUUUUACUAAAACGGUGUGCUUGCACUUUAUUUAUACGAAUCUGUCAUGUUUUUUGUCAAAACAUACAAAAAGAGUUUUAAAAUACUAUACAGUAUAUCACUUGAUAGUUAGUACAAUUUUUCACGUGUUGUAUCGAAUGUUGAUAACGUCAAGUAUUGCCCAUAUCGAUCGAUCGAUGUUCUCCAAUGUCUUUAAUGUUUCAAUAACCAUUGUCGAUUUCUAUAGCAUUUCUAAACAUUUUCAUAUAAGCGCCUUCGACAAUUCUAAUGUCAGACCUCCAAGGCGGUAAUAAUCUGCUCCUUUUUCAAAUACAUUAAAAUCUUCCGUUCAGUGCCGGUCAUAAGUAGCAAUGCUUCAAGUUUUUCUUGAGAUAAAGACAAACGUGUGCGGGUUUGAUUCGAAUUGCAACUGCGAUCGCGUAAACUUUACAAAGAGUUGGAAAUGCAUCCACUAGGUGGUAAUCAGGAUUCGACAAAAUUCUCAGAGCUUCUAGAAAUGAUUGUUUAUCCUUGUCCUUUGGUUCUUCAGCAGUUCCGUCGUCACUUGACUCGCUGUCGGUUUCUUCUUCGUAGUCUUCGGUUUCAGAUUCAGAACCGGAGUCUAAAUCAGAAUCUUUCUCUUCUUCUUUCGGUCUUCAUCAAAAAUCACUGAACACUUCGAUUUUUGAAAAGAUUCUGCAAAGUUGAGCAGUUCAUCUGCACAUCGGUGCGAGUCGAUGUCAGUGGUACACCAUGCCGUUCAAGGUUUCCUUGCCUGGCUGCCAAAAGGGUGCGCGUUUCAGCAUUAUCUUACUACUCACAUUACUCGAUGAGUUAUGAUGUUUCUUGUUCAAACAACUAAAUUGCGUACACAACUUUACAUUAUCAUAACUAUCUAAUUUGCGCCGCUCUCGUGAUUCGUGAAGCAAUAUAAAGGCAUAAUAUAAGGGCAUAAUACAAGCAAAAAAGGGAAUAAUUCCCGUGAUCGCUUCGAAACCUGGCCAAUAUUCCGGUUAUGCGACAUUGCGUGUGAUCACUGAUCAUGUUUCUAUAUGAACGAUUUCGUGUGAGGUAGCAAUACUGGCUGGUUAGACAAAAUAGUCUGUAAUUUAAUAUAUCACUUUGUCGCCUAUGCGCUCAGUCUGUUUAUAAGCCUAUAAACACAUUUUUUCUUGGUGGAAGUAACUAUAUUUUUUCAAAUGCGUUUUUUCCUACCCACUUUCAAAAUUCGACGCAGGAUCGGCGCCCCCUUUUCAUUUUUGCGCCCCCAAAAAUUGCCAGCUGAGGGGGCCGUGGCCCCCCGGCCCCCCGGCUCCCCUGCCAGCACGCCACUGCCGGUUGGCCCAAUCUUUCUGCUUUUGACUUGAGAGGAUAUUUGCAAAUCGGGCAAACACUGAUGUCUAGUAGGUUACACUCGAGGUGGAAAGAGUGUUUACAGCCUCAAAAAAUGCGACACAAAGGACUAUCACGACAGCAUUCGAUCACUGAUUUUGAGAUCAAUACAUUCGAUUUUAUCACAUUUGCUGUGUCAAUGGAAAUUGAAGGUAUAUACCUUAUAUAUUUCACAUAUAAACAUAUACCUGUCAAUAUAUGAAAAGUGUAUUUCAUAUUUUUUCGAGCACCAGAUUGCCAGUCAACAAAAGGUUACUUAUUUGCUUUAGUACGCAGAUUUUCCUAUAUGUUUUAUAUAAUUGUAUAGAAAACAGUAAGACCACUGUAUAUUUUUAUGACCAUGAAAUCAAAAACUAUUUACUAAAGCAUGGGUUGGGUUGGCAGAAUUUCAAGAUGUGGUUGGGUUGAAAUAUGCUGUAGAUUCCCAAGCAUUGAUUUCCGUAAGUAAGAAGAGCAGCUUCGUAGUAUAGCCUCCAUGUUGUUUUCUUGUAAUAAAUAGUACUACCACACAUGCUUGAAUAACUCGUGAUUAAUUUCAACCCUGGGUAAUUGAAACGAUUGCAUGACAACAUUUUGGACCCGAGUCCCUGCUGACUGAAGCAGGGUGCAAUCUGGUGCUCGAAAAUGUAUAUGAAUCAUAAGCAUGAAAUGUAUAUGUUUAUAUGCGAAAUAUAUAAGGUAUAUACCUUCAAUUUCCAUUGACACAGCAAAUGUGAUAAAAUCGAAUGCAUUGAUCUAAAAAUCAGUGAUCAAAUGCAGUCGUGAUAGUCCUUUGUGUCGCAUUUUUCGAGGCCGUAGGCACUCUUUCCACCUCGAGUGUAACCUACUAGACAUCAGUGCUUGUCCGAUUUGCAAAAAUCCUCUCAAGUCAAAAGCAGAAAGCUUGGGCCAGCGAGGCAGUAAUAAACGGCGAUUCUUCUAUUUUGCUUUAGUGCUAUAUGGCCACUGCAGGCAAAAUUAUAGUCAUGUAGUGACCGAUUGCCAGAAAAUUUAACUCCAAAAUCGCAGUGAAAAUGCCUUCUUUCUUAAAUGCCCCGAGCCACUCUUAUAUAAAUAUUUCCGGAUAUAUAUGCCUUCGCUUCACUUCCUUUAGAAUCAUAACACGUUUUUGAACUAUUCGAGAGUGACCUUGCAUACGCCGUUUUCGAUAAUUUCAAACUAAGCCAUGAAACGCAAAUCCCAGCGGCAAAUAUUUCGAAAAUUUUAUAUUUUAUAGGAUUUCAUUGAAAUAAGUCCAAAAAAUUAAAAAACCAGCCCCCCUCCCCCAAGGCUUUACUUACAACUCUAAUUUUCGUGUUGAAAUACUCGUCUAAACCAGAAGUAGUAACAAUGUACGCGUUCUGAUUGGCUUAGCGCUAAAAGGUAAACAAAUGCUCUGAUUGGUCGAAAACAAAAUUCAUCCUCGUUCCGUACAGCAUGAAUGACCCGGGAGGAACCCAGACAUAUCAUCAGAAAAAAACCCGGAAGGAAACCUUGCAGCAGUUCGUCGAAUUUAACCUUCUCAAAAAGUUUUGAAAUGACUGUCAGUAGGGUUAUCGGGCGGUAUUUUUGUUUAUUAGUUGAGUCACCUUUUUUGAGUGCAGAACAGACGUUACUCAAUUUCCAUUCACUAGGCCAUGUUGCGUUGACUAUACAAUAAUUAAAUAAUUUUGCAAGCGGCGCAGUUAUUCCAUCUGAGGAUAGUUUAAUUAAGCAACUUAGGUGAUAUAUUAUCAUAACCAGGUGCCUUGUUGACAUUAAUUGCGUUAAUCAAUUCUUGUAUAUAAUUAGAAUCAACUGCUUGAAAGGAAAACACCAUAUUUGAAUGCUUUCAUUUCUUAUUUCUUGAACGCUUUGGUGGUUCUCAAAGUUCUCUUCAGGAAUGUCAACGAUUUUGCCGAUUACUAGCGCUGUAUAAUAUUCGAUCAUUAAGGAAAUAAGCAGUGUCAGCAACGAGUUUCCCAUCAUCAACAACUUGAAUUUGUUGAUCAGUCUGAUUCUUUGACGUAGGGAGGAGAGGCUUCAUUUUCUUCCAGAAUUCAGCACUCGUUGUUGAAGUUGAAUUUGAACAGUAAUUCCUCAUCGCCUCACGCUUUAAUUUAGUAGCCCAAUAUUUCGCUGACAUUUGUAUCUCAGCCAUGUUAAUUCGUCACGCUGCCGGCGAAAUUUCUUAUAAGGACGAUUUCUUAGUUUUGUUUCACGUUGGAUGAUUGAGUUUAUCCAAGACAAAUGUCUAUCACGCAUGAAUGACCUUUUUACAGGGGCAUUGGUGUUCAAUAUAUCAUAAAGCUUUACCCAGUGCUGCCAUACAUCAUCUAUGUUAUCGUAUAGACAUGUAUAUAUGAACUAUCUAAUGGCGCAUUUAAUGGUCAGUCGUAAAAGCUGUUUUGUCCAAAUUUUUAAUUGAGCGGAAUUCAAUUGAUUUUCCCUUGGAGGUUGGGAGUCUUUGCUUUCGGAAAAUAUAUACUAAAUCGUGCUCGCUCACUCCAGUAUGUAACCUCCACUGGUUACAAAUCUUUCGACCUUAGAUACCAGUAACCUGAAGUUCAGGCCCUAAUUUGAAAUAGGGCCUGACACAAAACCUGUCUAGACUGUGGGGCGCCCACAUGUUAUUUUUAGACACAACAUGCAAUAUGAUUGACAAGUAUUGUAGAUUUCGUUACACAAAAAAAUUAUAUUCUCAUGAACAUGUGCGCAGAGUUUGUAUUUUGCUUUAUAAUUAAACUUAAAAAUUCAAGGUACUUUUAUAUAAUUAAGAGUCAAUUUCUCUAUUUAACCGAACAGCAAACAAAGAUUUAAUUAGUCAGUUCUGUGCAUGGCUUCACUGCCAAGCUUUCUCAAGGUCUCAACUUCCUGGACGCGGAUAUACUCUAACGGGCUAUUAAACAACAGCAACAAUGAAAUUCUCAAUCGUACCACGAAGAAGGCGAUGUAGCUCAGAAAACAACGCCUGUAGCACCUGAUAUUAAAAAUAAGACUUUUGCAACAACAAGCUUUCGAAUACAUGACUAGUUUGGCUGUUCUUUCAGCGUCGUGUGUCCAAAAUUCAAUUCGUCCAAGAUUUUGAUAAAGCUCUUUCAAAAUACUGUUUGUUUGAUUUAUUUUCUUCCAUAAAGCAUAAAAGAAAAGAAAUUCGAAGAAAUCGAUAAUGGAAUUUGUUAGGUGCGUUUGACCUUUAUAUUAUUAAUUGUCGCCUUUGACCGAGCUAUUUUUAAAACUGUUGUUUAUGUAAACUUGCAACCAAUCAAAAUCCUUCAUGAUGCAGAUCAACCAAUCAGAUUUCCCGUCCACCAGGUGGACGGGAAUCCCACAGUUUAGAUAGGUUUUGUGUCAGGCCCUAUUCCAUAAUAGGGCCUGAACUUCAGGUUAAGAUACCAGUAUCACAUCGAUUAAAGUUUUGGAUGUUUUUGUCACUCUAGAGGGUUUACUUAUCAUGUUUUUAAGCAAAACUGGUCACAAUAUUCUGCUAAGUUCCCGUUAGGUUCCUCAGGAUUUUCUGGACCUGUUAGCAUAUUUAGAUUGAAAUCACCAAUAUAAAUCAGUUCAUUACGUUUGUUGAAUAUCAAUUCAGUGGCACUUGAGCAUGACGAAAUGAAAUAAUUAACCUUGAAUUUACUGGGCGACCUAUAACAUGUACAGACAAGAAACCAACAAUUGUUGCAACCUUUAACAUCCAGACAUAUGGAUUCAGUACCUUCCGGCUCGAAGUUCAUUCUCCUACAAAAGACGACUUUGUUAUGUAUAAAUACCAACAGACCGUCAGCUCCCCGCUUUCUAUCUCGUCGAACAAUGCGAUAUUGUGGAUGACUGAUAAAAAGAUGUGAUACAGUAGCAUCAAGCUUACUCUCAGCUAUAAAUAACAAAUCAAAUAGAUUGCGUUUAACAUCGAUACUACUUCAUCAACCUGUUUACGUUUAAGUGGCCAAUCUUCGUAUUAUUCUUGUAAUAGCUGCCAAUGCUUUCUUCAUACCAGUCAAGUGAAUAAUUAGUUGCCUUCGAAAGGCCUAAAACUCGGGAUGAUACAGCAUUAAUAUGUUGUUCUGCACAACUUACACGGCCAUUAUAUCAAAAUGGUGAAGACAUCCAUUGAGAGACCAUCACCAGACAUCCAUUGCGUCACCAUCGCUUAUUGGUUAAGAACAUUCAUUUACGUUUUUUGGCUUUGUCAUCAAUAUUUAAAGUGAUAAAAUACUUCAGAUAGAUCGCUAUUAUGAAUUUGGUUUAUAUUAUUGUGUUCACAUCACAUAUACAGGUAGUUAACUUUUAAAGGGGGAGGGGCGGUUCAAAUCCGCCAACGUGAUUUGUAUUUACUAGUAGAUUUGACCACUGGCGGGUCCAUACCACUAGUAGAUUUGCAUGGACCAGGCAUGGAUAUGGACCGGGACUCCUAAUCUACGGGCAUGAAAAUCAACUGGGACAACCGCAAAUAUAAGUGCCAUUCUCUGAGCCUAGCACAAAAUAAGAGCCAAACCAAUCAUCAGCCUGCUCACACAUGUUUGCGUGACCAGAGUAGUAUAUCGAACAAAGCAAACGGAAAAUUACGGCAACCAGAUUUUAAAAAAAAUUUAAUUAAUUAAAGCGUGGAUUAAGUUGCUCAUAUGGCUAAAAUCCUAAAACUUUGAAUCAAUUAAAUAGGCGAAUAACAAAAGAACGAAUGAUCUUGACAUGAAAUUUAUGCUACAUACAGGGCAGGAGUAGAUGUAUCUGAGUCAUAUGUUGUUGUUAAAGUGCUUAUGAAACGAAAACUUUGCCUCAUGUCUUAUUGUUUUAAUUAUUAACCAAAAGGUACUGCUUAAAUGAUGAAGAAUGACGUUUACAGUUUAUUCGUAUCUCAUCUCAUUUCCAAGUUAUAGCACUUUGUAUAUUUUGAAUUGUGACGUCAAAAGUAUGACUUGAGCUAGUGGCAAUAACAAGAAAGUCUGAUAUUUUGGUAAUCGUUUAAUAAAAUUCAAUGAAACUUGGCGCAUAUAGUGAGAGAAUCAAAAUCAAUAAUGUGGCAUGUUUAUGUGGUUCUUAUGGCAACACACUCCUCCCCAACUGCUUCUUAAUAUCUAUAUGAUCCAUUUCCAACGAAAUAAAUAUCAAUAUCUGAAAUUUUCGCUUAUUACUAUAAUACGUGUGGUGCCAGAGUUUGCCAGAGUUUUGCCCUAUGGAGCUUUCUUCCUUUCUCAAAUUCAACCCAAUUGAGCCGUUUCAACAGUACUUUGGAAGAUAUUGCUUAGUUUGUCCCGACACUAUGCGUUCAGAUCUGUUUUGAAGUCUUUGCAACUUUUUGGAGGAGGUUGGGGAAGCGUGUUCAAUGAUUACGUCUCAUCACUGCCUCGUCUCCAGGCGCUAAUUAAAAAUUUCAUGCGAGUCACUAUAUGAAAGAUUUACAUGAAGUAGUGCAUCGCGAUGAACAAGCGCAGGGGGAUAUGGGCUUGAGGCAUCAAAAUUGAGGAGCGCCUGGGAGAUCUUGUGCCGUUUCUUGCAAAAUUCGUCUGUUUCUUGCAAAUCGUUGUUUUUCGACAGUUUUGGGGCUUUUUUUGCCAUUUUUUUUGAGGAAACAACAUUUCAAAUUGUUCAAUUAAACAUGUGAUUACAGUCAGAUGAUUUUUGAUAUCUUUUAACGCUUUGAAUGAUUCCGAGAUCUCAACACUUGAAGAGUUCUACGGAGCUGUAGAAGCCGGUUAAUAUAAUAAAUUUAGAAGGUAUGGAAAAAUGACAAUGAAUUUUUAUCACAACGAGCAAUUUAUUUCAAAAAUAUACAGCUACAAGACGUUUUUUAAACAAGGGAGCGAUGCGACUUUAUUUUAAAUUGCAUUUGCAAGAUUCGUCUCAGGAUUUCAGUUACGUGCUUAUUUACAUGCAGUAUGUUUGAUUUUCACGAUGCAAACGAUCGACAAUAUUUUGAAUAAUUCAGAUAAGGAUAGCUUUAUUUCUUUGUGGUGAUAUACAUGAAGGGAUUUAUAUUUAGAUCUGUUGUUUACUUGUACGUUCGACAGCUAUUUAUACAAGAUCGGCCAGGCGCUAACCAGAACGCUCAUAUCCAACUCCCCUUUGCGCGCCUAGAAUGUGACGCACUACUUCAUGUAAACCUUUCAUAUAGUAACUCGCAUGAAUUUUUUUUUAUUAGCGCCUGGGGACGAGGCAGGUCUCAUCAUAUGUUGCCCAGUAUUGGUUGAAAAUUUUUUGCCAAUUCGAAGUCAAACCGGGCUGAACAUCUUCUAACAUCAGCCAAAAUUACCUGGGAAAUAUAAUUUCGAGGAUUUUGUUUAUUCUAGAUAAUUCGAGCAUAUAAAGAGGACGACAAUUAAGGCACAUUUUAGAAAAAAAAUGUGAAUACAGUUUCGAGCGGUAUAAAUACAUCUUUGAUAUGAUAUGAUAUGAUAUCAUAAACAAAAAUAAUAACAGUUGCUAUUUUCUGUUUUAGGGGUUGUGUAACUUUUGACAUCGAGCUAAACUCGAUUGAAAUUGACCAAUGUGAUGCACCGGAAACAAACCAAACUUGGAAGAGUACACUUCACUUUUAUGGCACCCACGCAUGUCGAAAUGAGACAACUGAGGUAUACUAUUGAAUCAGUGUGACGUUUGUACAAGAGUAUUUAUUAAAGUGUGACGUUUGUACAAGAGUAUUAUUAGUGUGACGUUUGUACAAGAGUAUUAAUUUAACAUGAUUUCAACAAUUAUUAUUUUCAUUUUCAAACCAAUGGUGUUCCCUCCAAUCUCAUUGCCUCUCGCCAGCUCCAUUUUAGCAAGAAUCGCACUCAAUAGCCGUGCGAUUCACAAUUAUCAUGUAUUUACCGAUACCUCGGGAAAGCAGUGUGUUUUGUGGACCUGAGACCGCCGUUGUUUCCAGAGGCGAAGCCAAGGGCAACAAGUGCGUUCGAGUGGCCACAAAACACACUGCUUUCCCGAGGUCUCAGUAAAUGCAGCUAGGUCUGUGUAUGCAUCAUUUUGUAGUGCGUCCAUGAGCAUGGAGGUGGAUUUACAGCUGCAAACUAUCAUUGCGUCUGCCGCAAAGGAUUUUAUUUCCCUGAUCUUAAUGCGGAAAAGAAAUACUUUCAUGGAAGUGAAGUUUUAGCUGCAAAGGGGAAACCAAAUUAUAAAUCAUACGACUGUCUACCGUGCCGCAAAGGUUGCGAAGAAUGUGUCGAUGAUACGCCGUGUAUGUAUCAGAGAAAUAUGUUACUGAGGACCGUGCUUCUUACAAUCAAUGAGAUCAUCAAAGCAGUUGCAAUUGGCUUAGGUGUGUUUGUCUUCGCCUUCAGAGAGAACAAGGUAUAUGUAACAUAACUAAUGAAACGAAAACGAAACACAAAAUAAAUCCAAAAACAAAACAAAAUACGGACACAAAACACGAAACACAACACAGCACAAAAAAGCAACACAGUACUGUAGAAUACUAUGACAAUUACUAUUGUUUAAUUUUAGAUUAUUAAAGCAUCCAGCCCUGUUUUCAUGGAAAUUAUUGUCUUUGGAGUUGUUCUUAUGUAUUUUGAAGUAAGAAUCCGUAAAUUUAUCCAAUAUGAUUUUCGGAAGAAGCACUUUCUCAAAACACUUUUACAUGUUGCCUUAGAGCUGCAUGCACAGGAGUUUGUAUGUGUUUGAUUUAUCACAGGUAAUCUCAACUGUUUUAGGGUAAAAGGACCAUGGCGGUCAACAUGGCGUACGUGCCAAACCAGAAUUUGGGACAAUAAUUAUCAUGGAAGCAAAAACUAUGCUUAAUUUAAUACGAUUAUUGUACAUUUCAUAAGGAUUGUCAUUCUUUACUCUAAAUAUAAUACAUUUUAUUUCACUCCCCCCCAACGAGAACACGAUUUCAGCCAUAUUUUGCCGUCUUUUUGCUUUUUAUCGCCGAGUCUCGCGAAUAUCACCCAGUUGUUGUACUUUACAUAAAGGUAAAUGGCUAAAGAUAAUAUCAACCAAGUUUCAUCAAAUUUUGAAGCAGUGCAAUGUAUUUUAUUAUCGAUAUUGUGUCCUUCGAUAGUUGGUCAAAUAUGUCGCCAUUGCAAUUCCUCGUAGCUUCUCUGCCCGAUAAAAGCCACUUAUACGUCUUUGUGUGUAUUUAGAUUACAGAAUCCAAGAGAUUGUAAAAUAGUCCCAAUGGCAAAAUUGAAAAAAAAUAAUUGCACUUGAAAGGAAAAAACCUUCCAGAACACAUUUUGGAUCAUAAUAAAAACAUAUAAUUCGAAAUCUUCGCAAACACUUUUCGGGGGGGGGGGGGGGGGGAGAUUAUUACGUUUAUUCGCCACCACAGCAAUCCAAUUAUAAAUAUAUUAUAUUUAUUGUAUUUUUAUGAUAUGUGAUGAAAACAAUAAAUAUUUGCUUAUGUUUUAUCAUCAAUCAUAAAAAUGCAAUAAAUAUAAUAUUUUAGUUGGUUUGCUGUGGCGGCGAACAAACGUUUACUGAAAAUAUUAUAAAAAUGUUAUGGGAGCUUUAUUAGUUUCAGGUACAACUAAUGUUUCGCUUACGAGGCAUUUCACUGGCGCCAUAUUUGACGAAAUAUCGAAGGACACAAUAUCGACGAUAAAAUACGCUGCACUGCUUAAAAACUUGACAAAACUUAGUUAAAAUAUUCUUUAGCCAUUUAUCAUUAUGUAAAAGUACAACAACUGGAUGAUAUUUGCGAGACUCGGCGAUAAAAAGCAAACAAGGUGACAAAAUAUUGCUGAAAUCGCAUUUUCAGGGGAACGUAAGUGAAAUAAAUUGUGUUGUUUUUUAGCACGUUUAGAAUGCUAAAGCCUUUACCGGCUUGAAUAAAUUCAAGUGACAAACAAAUUAGGAUUUAACAAUAUACAGUGUUAAAUAUCUCCACAUGACCGACAUGGCAAUUUUAACUUAAUUUAAAACAGUUGAAAUACAUCUACUAAAUGAAACGCAUACAAACUCCUAUACAGAUAAUACAGUAUGGCAAUUGAUAAAACUAGAAUAGUGAAGCGAAUAGCACGAAUGGUGCGAAUAGUCGACGAAUAGUACGAAUAGUCCGCGAAUAGUCGACGAAUAGUACGAAUAGUCCUCUAAUAGUUGACGAAUAGUACGAAUAGUCCGCGAAUAGUCGACGAAUAGUACGAAUAGUCCGCGAAUAGGCGACGAAUAGUACGAAUAGUCGACGAAUAGUGCAAUGGAGACUUUGCAAGGUUUUGCAGCAGUGCCGUAGAACUAAAUUUACCGGGGGGGGGCUCUAUUGACAAACAUGAAAUCGUGAAACAUUCGUUGACGUACGUCAAUGACGUCAUACGUAACCGGUAAAAAUUACGGGAACCACUGAGUACUUUAAUAAAAUAUAAAACAACGGUAACUUAGCCUGCGUAGCAGGUGCAUUCCCCCCUAGCUUUUCCCACCCUCGCCCUCCCCCCUAAAUAGCGCCUGCUACGCAGGCUACGGUAACUUCGAAAAUAAACAUUUUAAUAUUCUAGCUUUCGACUAAAAUUCAGUCAUCGUCAGGAAACAUAUUUCAUAUUUUUUUAAUUAAAAAUCAUUCCUGGUGGUGGGUGGUAACCGUAUGAGUCAUGAAUUUUACUGAUGGAAUUUUAUUGGAAUUUUACUUGUAAGUUGUGACUUUGUUAACUGAAGAUUUAAGGGCUUAAGUGAUCACGUGUGCUUGGAAAACGUGAUUUAUAUUACGAAACAAGAGAAGCUAUCGAUCUAUUAUUUAAGCCCGUUUUUGGGCGAAUUUGUUCGCGCGAAGCGAAAACCAAAUUUCGGCAAUGUGAUUGGUCAGCGAAAAAAUUUGCCGCGAAAAAGUUGGAUCAGUUCCUACUUUUUUACUUGUCGCUUCGCGCGAACAAAUUCGCCCAGUAGAAAUAGUCAUUCUAGUGACUGUCAUUCUACUUCCUGUCAAAAAUUUGUUAAAACUCUGUGGUUCCCGUAACUUUUAUUACCGAUUACGUAUGACGUCAUUGACGUCAACGAAUGUUUUCACCAUUUCAUGUUUGUCAAUAGAGCCAAACACCCCCCACCCCCCGCUUCGGUAAAUUUAGUUCUACAGCACGGUGCAAAGCCUUGCAAAGUCCCUAUUGCACUAUUCGUCGACUAUUCCUACUAUUCGUCGACUAUUCGCGGACUAUUCGCACUAUUCGUCGACUAUUCGCGGACUAUUCGUACUAUUCGUCGACUAUUCUCACUAUUCGUCGACUAUUCGCGGACUAUUCGCACUAUUCGUCGACUAUUCGCGGACUAUUCGUACUAUUCGUCGACUAUUCGCACUAUUCGCACUAUUCGCUUCACUAUUCUAGUUUUAUCAAUUGCCAAUACAGUAUAGACAAAUAUAUUUUUGGGUGAAAUUUCAUAUAAACGUCCCAACGCUCGAAAAAGUAUGGAUGUAAGAAAUUGCUGUAUAUAAUUUUUUUUUACAAUCUGAUGUUUUAGAUCACACUCGGGUAUUUGGAAGAUUCUGUUCUGCUUUGCAUAGCAAGAUCAUGGCUCUAUCAUACCGGAUUUAUUUUGUCCUUUGGAUCACUGUUUUUAAAAACUUGGAGGUAUAAAACAUUGUUUUUGUCCACAAAGCAGUUGAUACGAAAAACAGUUGAAUUCAAAUCGCUCGUGAAUGAGGUCAUUCAUCACAACAGUUGACAUAAACUGAACUUAUUCACCACAACAACACACCAGUCCUAAGCUAAAAUAAAUUAAAUUAAAAUAAAACAUUUUACACGUUAAACAAGCAUUUUAUACGUUAUUUCUUUCCAUUUAUAAGCAUCACAAAUAUACAGUAAAAUAUCGGGUUCAAUAUCCAAAAUUGCAACAUACAGUAUUAAAUUUGGACGUCCAUAUUCCACAUCCCGGCGAAGUGUAGACAAUUCACACAUAGACUCGUUUCUUAUACAGAAUGUUUUCAUUUUCUAGAAUUGCGGUAAUAUUUCGCUUCCAUAAAAACAAAGCGGUAAAGAAAAGAGACACAACAUUACUCAAAUAUUUGUCAUUAAUGUUGAUUGCUGUCUUGUGUUAUCUUAUGAUUUGGACAUGGGCGCAGACGCAUGAGUAUGAAAUUGAAAAGACUGCCGCUGGUUAUAAGUACAGACGUUGCGUUCGAAAAUGGUUUUCGAAUGCUAUUGCAAUAGGCAAGUAAUUAUCCUGUCAGAACAAGAUGAUUUCAUUUCAGACAUAAUGUUGUCUACACUCGCUGACUACAUGAUACCGACCCAGUUGAAUUAAAAUCAAUCACCCAACAAUUACGUAUAAAACGUCGUGGUCUAAAUGCCGUUUCCGACUACAACAAUCGAUUACAACAAUCAUCCGAGCAAUCCUUUUUGAACAGAUGCUGUAGCUGUCCAGUUUGACAGUUUAUGGCCUGCUUUAGUUCGCGUAAUUCCCAUGCGUGCACAACAUGCAAUUAUAGUGGAAAAACAUUUGACUUUCUUGGCCUCCCACCGCGCGCCACUAAUUAUACAUCGCUAGUCCCGCAUCAACCUCGUUUCCAGGGUCUGUCCUUUGGACAGACCCUGCGGACGAGGUUGGUUCUACACUUGCAAAUCACGGCUUUUAUUUAAACAUUCGUAAAGUUUCACGGUAAAUUAAACCAUUGCCAAUGUUCAAUUGUAUAGGUGAGGUGCUUCUUCUCUUCUGCGGUGUAUGGUUGUGUCUUCGUGUCCGCAAAACUCCGUCAGCUUAUAAUGAAAGUAAAUAUAUUGCGUGGUGUAUCUAUAACACUGUAUUUACGAAGAUCCUCGUCGGCCUGUUGAGGUUGGUUAUUUUAUACUUUGAAUUUAAAUAUUGCACUUAAUCAUUACAAGGUAAUCCAGAAGUCAACUACACAUGCAAAACUCUCACAUCUUGUCAACAAGAUGUGACUGUUCCAAAUGGCCUUGUAGGAAGGCUGUCAACAAGCUGAAACAAAGUGUCAGUUUGCCUAUUUGUUAUAAUAUUGUCACGAUCAUCACUUCUUAACAAGUCGAUAAUUAAAUGCAGUUGUUGAUCCAAUUCGAGUUGUCAAUAAGCUGGCAAAGCGCUGGUAACACAUUGUAUAACAUGGAUGUCAAAUGUUGGCAUGGAAGGUAACCCAGUUACCUGCAAGUGACCUGAGCUACUGUAACUGCAUGCAUGGGUCAGAAGGAAUUGAGCUCAAUAUCGUAUCAGAAAUUCCCCAUUAUCCUUUUGGUAUAUAUUUGUAGAAUAUGUUCAGAUUUGCGUGAAGUUUUUCCAUGUGGUAGAUAAUAGAUGUUUUUUUCUAAAAAACUCAAGGUUUGAGUGAUGUUUCUUGUAGCCAAAACUGAUAUUCUGAGGCUUAAUGUCUCACCCCCCCCCCCCCCCCCCCCCCCCCCCACCUCCUUGCAGAUAUACAGACACAAAUCCUGAUAACAAGUUGUUGAAACAGGAUUGGUACAAAUUUGCUGCAGGUUCGUUACAUCUCCCGAAGUACGACCAUCGGAUUGUGAAUGUCAAUAUUAAUAUCCAUUCUAUACACGAUAGCCAAACGAAACUAAAAUAUCUUGUUACAUAUAAACUGGAUAAUUCCGAUCUGUCAAUUGUGUAUUGUAUAUCUCCGGCCCGACGCGCAAGUCGCAUAUUUGAGCAAUCGAACCUAAGUCAUAGAACCAAUGGUGAAAGACACAUGCAGCAUAACGUACACAGCGCCACAAAAACAGAUCUUUACAAGUCUUAAAACUGGAAAAAGCGGUAGCCUUAUAGCCAAAUUGCCAAUUCACUUUAUAAAUUAUUCCCCUUCAGGAUAGUCUUGGACAACUUUGGCAACCCAGACGUGUCGUACGUUGUGGAUUUCCUCUCGACUCAUAUUGUCGCAACGAUCUUGCUCGCUUUGCUGUUUAUGUCUAAGGUAUGCAUGGUUGUGUAAAUUAUAAUCCAAGACCAACGGCGCGGAGCACCAUUCCAGGGGAAAGCCAGGUCGAGGGUUGUGAGUACUAAUUCCGCAGGGCUAUUUAUACCCGACGAAAGGAAUCAAUAGAAAUAUGUCUAAAGUUCAUCAAUGACGGCGGGUUCAUCACUGUUUCAUGGGCGGGCCUCCCACUGAUCUGAAAAGUAAGGUAGUUUUCAGGAUUGGACCAGUAGAAUCAGGGGCAUUUGAAGAAAAAAAACAUCAACGAGAAACUCGAAUACUGGACAUUUAACAUAUAAUCGCCGAAGGCGAGGUGAUUAUACGGGAAUAUACACCAAGACUGAGACUAAUAAUUGUUUUAGUAUUUUACAUAAGUCUUUUGUGGGGAUUUUUGGGACUUUAUUUUUUUAAUUUCGUUUAUUUUUUAUUAGUAGUUUCCACAAAACGUCUGGUCCGCCAUUUUGCAAAUUUCAAUUUGUUAUACUCACUUGUGCAAAAAUACGGAUUGUCGUAAUUUGAAACUAAAACUAAACUUUUUAAAACAUUUGGUCAAGCGUAUAUGGCUGAAUUUUACAUUAAAUUGAAGUUCAUAUUACGUCUAAUAACAUACCUAUCGUAUAUAUUUGGGACAUUGAUAAUUAUGUAGGUAAAUGUGAUAAAAUCUUGAACUGUCUGUGCCAGUGUAGUUAGUGCCAAUAAUAAGAAGCUUUCGUUGGGAGGGAUGCGACCACCUCAAAAAUAACUCACAUUACAGAAUAAUGUGAUGUAACUAGUAAUUCGAUCCGGAGAUUAUAGGGGAAUCUCUUGAGGUUUGGGCGUCACUUUUCAAGCGAAUAGAUAAAAAUAAUAAAGUGAUCGUGUCGCCAUGACAAUCACCUCAAAUCUGAACUAUUUCAUAUUUGAGAAAUAAUGUUGUUUUCCUGGCAAGGCGAAGGGUUUCUCCAUGCACGUAUUUUUGGUAUAGUUAUCCAUACAAGAAGUAAAUACCAGUGGGAGAGCACCAAUGCGAGGCUUAUCGACUUUAUUGACUUUAUUAAAAACGUUACUAUUUCACCAGACUAGUUAUUUACAAUGAUAUUAAUUAGAAAUAUAAAAGAAUUAGGGAAAAAAGUGUUUUUCCAAUAGGCCGUGUGCAUGCACAAUCUAAAUAUACAUAUUAGCCUAUAUAAAAUCAAAAAAGGUUUUAAAUUCAAUGGCUGGAAAUAAAUUUCCAGGAUGAAAAAUUAACCUGGGACAGCCACAUCGAAAUUUUUUGUAAGAAAGUGACUGGCACGGCUAAAGCCGUAUGUACCAGCUGAAUCCCUACAAACUAUAUAAUAUAAUGCUCUUGUGUAACCCUAUUUUCAUUAAUCCUGUCCUUUGUUGGACAACCGAGGCAAGCAAGUGGAAGAAGAGUUACAAAAAUGUCAAUCUGGCAGCAAAAGUACUGAUCAUGGGUGCAAAUUUUGAUUAGAGAGUGGGAAAGUGUCCCGCUCAGAAAUCAACGACUUGUUGUUGGUGGAAACGGGCGUAAAUUUAAUUUAUAUGCGCGCAUGUAUAUUAAAUUGCUACAUGUCCAGAAACGUUUCUUAUUAUUAUUAUUAUUAUUAUUUUUUUUAUUAUUAUAGAAAGAUUACACAUUGAAUAGCUACAGUAAGUAA
This is a messenger RNA of Paramuricea clavata, 21424 nucleotides long. Lineage: Eukaryota; Metazoa; Cnidaria; Anthozoa; Malacalcyonacea; Plexauridae. The record is from the annotation of a GenBank genome assembly.